This is a messenger RNA of Malaya genurostris, 1776 nucleotides long. RefSeq names its product E3 ubiquitin-protein ligase RNF113A (gene mdlc). The transcript is spliced from 3 exons. Gene Ontology annotation, molecular function: metal ion binding. Gene Ontology annotation, biological process: snoRNA splicing. NCBI's taxonomy places the organism in Eukaryota, Metazoa, Arthropoda, Insecta, Diptera, Culicidae. The record is from RefSeq and is a predicted model, not a curated record. Gene Ontology annotation, cellular component: U2-type spliceosomal complex. Bases 203 to 1132 code for a protein of 309 amino acids.
UUUAAUUAAGGGUGUAAAACAUGAAAAUGUCACCUCGAUCAUGUCCUCUUUGAAUUUCGUUCGUAAACAACUUCUGGUGAAAUCUGCCGAAAUUUAUUUAUAAAUAGAAAAGAUAAUUGAAUUCUGCAUUGCAAAUAAGUACUAACUGAUGUACUUGAUACAUAUGCGUUACACAGUAAUACCAAAAACUCAGAAGUAAAUAAUGUCGUUUAUAAAACGCAACGUGAAAAAUAAGUUUGCUCGCAAACGAAAGGAAUCAUCCGAAUCAGAUAAUGAUGAAGCUGAAUCAGCUAUAAUAAUCGGCCAAGAACGGAAAAGGAAAGCUAAUCCAAAUGUUCAAAGUACAUCAUCCUUGAAAAGUCGCCGUAAAGCUACUGAAAACUGCUCGGAUUCCGACACUAGCGAUGAAGUUGGUGUCAGCUAUAAAUCAAACCGCUCAGCAGCACCUACAGGUCCGCAGGAUCAGGGAGCGACAGCUGAAUUGGAAAUAGAAACUUCUAAAAAUAAUGAUGCUCAAGCUAUCUAUGCGAAAAGUAUUGAAAUCAAUAAAGAACUGGAAGGAAAAGAAGAUGAUAAAAUUUAUCGGGGCUUGAAUAAUUAUACCCAGUUCUACAAGAAAAAGGAUAGUGCACUGGGAAAUGCCGCUUCGGGUUUGGUACGUAAAGGUCCAAUUCGAGCACCUUCUAAUAUACGAUCAACGGUGCGAUGGGAUUAUCAACCAGAUAUCUGCAAGGAUUACAAGGAAACUGGUUACUGUGGCUUCGGUGAUAGUUGCAAAUUUUUGCACGAUCGAAGUGAUUAUAAGCACGGUUGGCAAUUAGAGCAGGAAGCAUCUACCACCGGUGGCACAUAUGCAGAUGAUUCCGAUGGUGACGAUACGAAGUACGAGAUUCACUCGGACGAUGAAGAGCUACCGUUCAAAUGUUAUAUCUGCCGAGAAAGUUUCGUCGAUCCCAUUGUUACAAAAUGUAAGCAUUAUUUUUGCGAGAAGUGUGCUUUAGCAAACUACAAAAAAUCUACCAGAUGUGCGAUUUGUGGAGUUCAGACCAAUGGAAUGUUUAACCCCGCGAAGGAAUUGAUUGCACGAUUGAAAACUAGAGAAAUUCAAGAGGAUGAGUCCGAUAGUGAUUGAGAGAUGUAGCGUACAUGAGUUACAAAAUACAACUUCAAACCUGAACGAAAAUUUUACAAUUAAUUCAUGUGUGUUGGGACUAAUAUAAUUUCAUGGUAAAUUUUCAUCUCUUCUAUUGAGUAUACAGUCAAUUUUAAUUUUACACGGAAUAAAUACUAGAGCGUUGCGUUAUGACGAUGGUCUUGGCGGAUUGCACACUGACAUAAUCAUGUUUCCUGCUGUUUGAAUAAUAGGAGUUGCUUAGGAAAUAGUAUCGGGAAUUAAUACCAAUUAGGCCAUAACUCAAACUGACCAUCUCAACAUUAUGAUAGCCAACAUUGUCGACUGCCCCCAUCUCUAUCGUUUUCUGACAAGGAAGAUCAUCAUUCUUAUUUAUAGGUGCUGCGAAGUUUUGGAUAGGUAUGAGGCCGCAACAAGCUAGCGGCUAACGGCUAUGGGAUAAGAUUGAGUUCAGAAUGCACAGUUGGUUUUCAUAAGAAAAUAAAAAAAAUACAAAAAUUAGAACAAUCUCCCAGACUACACAAUUCCUGUCAAAUUGAGCAAUUUAACGUACCUUCAACGCACACGGAUGCAGUCUGUUUAGAUAAAUUUCGCGAAAAACAUCAGAUUAGGUGCAAAUAAAUGCAAAUGACAGUUUCUUUUUA